CGUCCUCCCUAUUUCCCGACCUACCUGGGCACACCCGUUGUUUUGAAAGGACAUCAAUCUCAUCACGCUCUACUAGGCUCGGUUGCAAUCCGGCGAAUUGUCGAUCAUGAUCUCUUCACGACUGCUUCGACCGGAAUCCCGGUAAGACUGAUGUCUUGUUUGAACUGCUUUGUCGGGCUAACGGAAUCGGCUCCGAGGACUAGCAGACGCCCAAAGCUGAAUUGUUCAAAACAUCGAGCUCGUUAUUGCAGCUGGUAUGUGCGCAGUUCAUAUUGCAGCUCUCCACUCCGUACGUCAGGAAUAGUCAAAUUCAUCCAUACUAGGCACUCCAAAUACAGGUCAAGAACGCGUCAGCUCGUGGCGUGGUGUGGCUGGGACUGGAGAUUAUUGAACUGCUGCCUUGCACGCCCAUCGAGAAGGGGCCAGAAGACAAGACGAGAUGUUAUUUGCUCGAGGCUCAAGAUGGACAAUGGCAUUGCCUCCAGACCCAAGUCGCCUAGGUACUAUACACCCCUCCAUCCCGACCCAAGUCCAGUCUGGAAAGCCCGCCGUCCAAGUUGGCCCUCCCAAACUCUCGACAAGCUACUGCACUAUAAUGCAAGUGACACAUUAGUCCCCCCACCCAUCGUCGCGGCUGAUGCCGAGAAAGUGACUGAGCUUUGUCUCUACAAAUGUUCAUCGUGUGACACGGCAUGAAUCCGGAGGACGUGAAUGCCAAAGGCAUGCUUAUAUAUCGGUCAACGCAGCAUCCGUACUGGUAUUUUCCACUCUCGACUAGAUGAGGGACAAACAGGGGAAGGGGGUAGGCUAUUUCCCGCGGAGGAGAUGUGUAAAUGCGAAAAUCGUCUCUGCACGUAUGUACGCCAUGAUUUACCCCCCAUUGCAUGACAAAGGUUGGAAACAACAAGAAAAAA
Molecule: messenger RNA, 914 nt
Organism: Colletotrichum navitas
Lineage: Eukaryota; Fungi; Ascomycota; Sordariomycetes; Glomerellales; Glomerellaceae
Exons: 1
Coding region: 151-696 (181 amino acids)
Source: RefSeq, a predicted model, not a curated record